Molecule: messenger RNA, 1598 nt
Organism: Corticium candelabrum
Lineage: Eukaryota; Metazoa; Porifera; Homoscleromorpha; Homosclerophorida; Plakinidae
Exons: 3
Coding region: 51-1418 (455 amino acids)
Biological process (GO): protein ubiquitination
Cellular component (GO): Cul4-RING E3 ubiquitin ligase complex; SCF ubiquitin ligase complex
Molecular function (GO): protein binding
Source: RefSeq, a predicted model, not a curated record
ACGAAAAGGCGUAUAAGUUGCGCGUGCGUAAACCACCAAUAAUUACCAUCAUGUGGAGUAUACUUCCUGAUCCUCUGCUGGUCAACGUGUUCUCAUUUCUCAGUGCCCGUGAUCUCACUGUAAGCGGAAUGGUGUGUUCUCGCUGGCGAGGCGUAUCUCUAUCCCGCAGCCUCUGGCGACGUCGUUUGCAGGUUGACUACAAAAUUCAAUCAUUUCCAGAAGAAAUGAGACCUUGUUACAAAGAAUACAGACGACUUGUAAAUCUCGGCAAUGUUCGUCACUCAAAAGUUAUCGAAGAACAAGCUGAUGAGGUAUGGCAUUUGAGUUUCUCCCAUGAUGGAGCUCUACUAGCAGCCGCUGGGAAAGAAGGCCGUCUGACUGUUUGGAACGUCAGUGAUGUAGAGAGAUUGGAAAUGCUAUGGCAACUCGAUGCACGUAAGCCUCCAAUUGACGGUUUUCAACUGAUGUAUGUUGAAUUUAGCCCUGGAGACCAUUACUUAUUGAGUGUGUCACGAGACUGUUCCUACACUCAGUUAGCCAUUAUUUGUAAUGCAAAAACAGGCAAUAUUUGCCAUGUUGUUCGAAAUGUACGUGGGUGUCCAACUUGGUUUAAUAGCAGCUGGAUGGUGACUAGCUACCUUCAAAAUGUCCUUGAUGUUGUUCCGAGACGGUUGCUUAUCAUCACUAUCUUGGAUGUUGGAAACCUACAAAAAAUGUGCACCGAUUUCCGUGUGGACACCUCCCAACUUAGAGUAGAUGUAGUUAGAGCAUCGCUUGAGUUUCACAUCAUUCAUCCAUUGCGGCAUUGUAGAGUUAUCCACCCCAGACAGCACCAAAGAAUGCUCUUCUGUCAACUAUUUAUGAGUACAGUUGAUCAUUUUGCAUCAGUCAAAAUAGCAAGUGAUGCCAGUGGUAUACCAUUACAUGUACCACACAGGCAAGACAAUGUGACGGAAAGUCUUCAAAGUCAAUUUGAUUGUAUAGUUCCAUUGGAUCGUCACUCACAUGCAGAAGGAGUUGUUGUUUCCCACGAUGAAAGCAAAAUUAUUGCCACAAUUAUGAGACAGAAUGGAAAAAUCAGAGAUGUAAGAUUGUCCAUAUACGAUGUUGUCACACUACAGCUGCUGCACACUCUGCCAACAGAGAAUAUGGCCCAUCCUAGUCGUGCCUACUACCUGCAUCCUGGUAUAACAGAAAAACUUGUUGCUUGUGGAUCUGAUUCAGGUGUUAUUCACAUAUGGGAGCAGACACACCGCAUCGAGAUAGGGCAACUGCGUGGUCAUAAAGGAACAUGUAAUGCUGUGACGUUCUGUCCAGAUCGACCACACGUGAUGGCAAGCGCUGGUGAUGAUCAUACUGUUCGAAUCUGGUGCUUUCAACAUACUGGAAUCCAACUGACAAUGAAAGAUAGCAAUUAACCGUGUCAACAGUAAACUUUGAUAUGUGGGAUAAAUUUUAAUACAAGCCAGCCAAUUUGUAGAUUUUAUGACUAUUGCUGAUAUUGUUGUCGCUGUUCUUAGAUAUUUUAUAUUAUCAUUAUCAUUAUUUGUUAUUGUUGACAUUAUGAUUAUUAUCACCACUAAUAUCUUCUAGUGAUA